Messenger RNA from Amorphotheca resinae ATCC 22711, 1757 nucleotides. RefSeq lists its product as hypothetical. Bases 167 to 1567 code for a protein of 466 amino acids. The record is from RefSeq and is a predicted model, not a curated record. The transcript is spliced from 2 exons. NCBI's taxonomy places the organism in Eukaryota, Fungi, Ascomycota, Leotiomycetes, Helotiales, Amorphothecaceae.
GUGGCUGGUCCCCAGUCAUUGACAACAACUUCUAAAUGCGAAGAAAGCCUGCAUCUCGGGUUCUCGACUAUUAUAAGCCUAUGUCGGCUGCAGAAUAAACACACCUUCCUGCUCUGAAUUUCGACAAUCAAAUUUCCAGCCCGUCGAAGCAAGCACACGUGACACGAUGGAUUGGGACGAGCGUGCCGAAAUCGAGAACAGAGCAGCGGCCUUCAUAUGGAUCGACCAAUUCAUAAAAUGUCGCGGGGAACGGCUGACAACUUGGGUGUCGACUUUCCACAAGGACCACUUGCCUUGCAGGCUUGCUAAUGAUAAGGUAUCCGACGACCUUCGCGGCUCGUUUAACUGGACUUGUGGGGUGGUCUUUUCUAACGGGGAGAAGUGGAUGGUGCGGUUCCCUAGAGGUGGGAAGGUCAAGAAUGCCGAUGAGAAAGUCGAGAUCGAAGUGGCCACAAUGAAUAUCGUCCGUGGGCAGACUGAUAUUCCCGUCCCUGAGGUUAAAGCCUGGGGAAUAGCUGCUGAUAACGAGCUUGGGCUAGGCCCGUUUAUUAUAACCUCCUUUAUUGAAGGCAUGAGCUUGGGCGACAUUCUUCAAGAUCCCGAGAGCCCUGAUGCUAGACUUAUACGAGGAGAUAUCAGUGAAAAAGAUAUUGAGACCAUCUACCGGCAGAUUGCUGAUUUUAUGUUGCAACUCUCAAAGCUCAACUUUCUCAAGAUUGGUAGCUUGUCCCAAGCAUCUCAGAAGGGCGACGGCAGCUACACCGCGACGAUACAUUCGCGGCCCAUGACAUGGAAGGCACAUGAAAUCCUUAAUGUUGGAGGAGUCGACGUUUUCUGUCCCCUAACUACGACAUUCCCGUCAACUACAGACUAUUUCACUUAUGUAGCUGGCCAGGACUGGCGACAUCUGCACGAGCAGCUAAAUUCAGUCGACAAUGAGGACGAUGCAAGGGAGAAGUACAUCUAUUGGAACGUUUUCAGGACCUUAAUUUCUCGUUUUAUCUCUCUAAAGUAUGACAAGGGGCCAUUCAAACUCAUCUGCGACGAUUUCGGGCCAGCAAACAUGAUUGUCAAUAACGCGCAAGACCUCAAGAUCAUCGCGGUAAUUGACUGGGAGUGGUCGUAUACUGGACCUCACCAGCUAUUCUGGUCCCCGCCAAGAUGGCUUCUGAUAGAAACACCCAACCUCUGGGACGUCGCCGACGAGAGGCUUACUAGGUACGAUAGGUAUUUAGAGAUGUUUAUGCGAAUAUUAGAAGAUGAGGAGGGAAAGACGCUGGGGGACAAUAUGCUUGCAGAAGAGAGGCCCUCGGCGCUGAUGAGACAUUGCAAGACAGAGGGCUGGAUGUGGUUUCACCACAUCAUUUGGGAGGGCUUCAACGGUCCUACAAAUGUCCCUUUCGAACAGCUCCGAGCCGCUGUACCUGACUUUGACAAGCUUGUUGCCGCGGUCCCGAAGGAAGAGGUUGAUGCCUUCGUCAAGAUGAAGAUGCAACACUUGGCCAAGUACAAGGUGCUAGUAGCCGAGAAGAAGAAGUGGUACGAAGGGCUGAAAGCCGGAGGCUAGGCUUCAAAGGACUCUUUUAGAGACUUGAGUAGAGGACAUGAGGCCGGAAAAUCAUAAGUUUUGUUUUGUGAAGGAGUGAUUGGUUAAAUUUCAGAACCUAUGUAUUCUGCAUAUCGGUAAAGAAUAGACAGUGCAUGCAUCCAUCAAGUGCGACAGAUGAUAGGUUAGAAUGUAACAAUCAAGUCCCCAC